AUGAGCCUUCCUGUUGCCGAGCCUCUUCAUCGGAUGCCUGUCUGCUACGACCACGUGGAAGAGAAAGAGUGGGUGGAACACGCGUCCACCGCCAUGGACGACGAUCCCUUUCUUCUUGACCUGAGCAGGGACCUAACUGACGAAGAGCUCGCCGAGAUUUACGAAUCUCUUGCCCAUGGGUGGUUUCCCAUGAGCCGCAUUAACUGUUUCAGAACGGAAAUACAUGCUGAACCUGACCGGACUUUCGGGGAAGAUAUGGGUGGGCACUUCAAUGGCAUGGUGGGCCAGCUCCAACGAGAGGAGUCUGACAUAACAACUAUUGUGGCACGAACCCCAGCCCGCAUCAAGGUUGUGGAUUACCUCAGAACGUACCCAUCGGAUGUACUGGUGAUAACUUCAUUGCAGCCCACGGUCCUCCCUGCACACCUGUCAAUCAUCAGACCGUUUUCAGGUGAGGUGUGGGCUGGAAUACUGAUUGGCAUAGUUGUGUGGGCCGCGACAUUCUGGUUACUGCAGUUCUUAUGGGGGCUUGCUCAAGAAGACCGGAACAUUUCCCUUAGUUCCAUUUGCUUGUACGGCUGGGGUGCGCUGGUGGAACAACCGCCUUUAGAUCCUUCAGCCGAUGCUUCUGGACAGAUGUUGGUUGGCUGGUGGCUGGUUUUCUGCCUUAUUAUCAGCACUGGAUUUCGGUCUUCCCUCGUAGCCCACUUAACAGUACAGUCCAAGACUCCUACUAUUGACACAUUCAAGGACCUGGUGGAACUGAACGCUUGGAAAUGGAGUACGGAGGAGUGGCUUUAUAAAUCAGCUGUAUAUGACUAUUUUUCAAAGCAUACUGAUCCAGUGGUAAACAAGAUCUACAAAGGCAUGGAGGUAACUGAAGUCCACGACGCACUUACAAAGGUUUUAUUGGGACAAUAUUCACUGAUUGAUUUCAAAAACUACAUUAGGGUUGUGGUGGCUUCCGAAUACACUGAUGCCAAGGGAAAAACUCCUUUCUACAUCGGCAAUGAAGGAGUUUCAGUUUUAGGAGAAGGAGGAUUCGCAAUCAGCACACAGAGACGGGUCUCUAACACGGAAGCAGUAGUCAUUCCAAAUAAAAUCAGCAUAAUACCUCCUCACGCCCCGCAUCAGCAGAGGCAAAACGCCAGAGGCACCUCUACUCUGGGGGAUCCUGAGGAGGGAUUGAGGCAAUAG
Molecule: messenger RNA, 1197 nt
Organism: Scylla paramamosain (green mud crab)
Lineage: Eukaryota; Metazoa; Arthropoda; Malacostraca; Decapoda; Portunidae
Product: probable glutamate receptor
Exons: 7
Coding region: 1-1197 (398 amino acids)
Cellular component (GO): membrane
Molecular function (GO): ligand-gated monoatomic ion channel activity
Source: RefSeq, a predicted model, not a curated record